AUGGCUGUGCAAAUCAUCACCCCCCGAGGUGUUCUUCUUGGAAUUGGACUUGAUGCUGUUGCCAGGGAUCAUUUCAUCGAAUUCCUCUUCGAAAAUGGUCAUAUGAAUAUGCCUCGUGACGAUCCUCGUCUUUGGCGGCUCAUGUUUCCUCACCCUGGACUGCCAGGAGACCAUGACAGUCACUCAGGUCACACUGCCAGCUCAUCAGUUCUUCUCCCUCAACCACCAUGUCCUCCGUUGUCUCCACAGCCUCUACACCUUUCCUCCAUCAAAGAAACACUCGAAAAUGAAACUCAGACACACCAGGAUGAAGACAGAGCCCUUGGAGACCUCUCGGAGCCUGGAAUCAAUGCAUCGCACCCCAAAAAUGCUCGUUCUAUGCCUGUGGACUCGUCUGAGCCCCCUGUGACGCCUCACGAUGGUUCGCUGCCUUGGGAAGUGCUCGGACACACCUCUACGACCACCAGUGCCAACCCAAAUCUCGCUCCUGCUCCCACCCCUGAAUUUUGCUACAAGGUUGUCCUCAAAAACCCGAAUACUCAUAUCUUUGACUCCUCCAACCUCUUCUUCGGCUCCGGCGGCUCCCUGGACCCGCCAGACCUCGACAAAUGCUCGCAUCUCACCCUUACACAUGAUGAGAAGCAAUUUUUGGAAGAUGUUGGUCGGUACUUGUGGGGAGACAAAGAUUUCGAGGACGGUGUCGUGAUUCCAAUGUCCCUGCAUGAGGGAUUGUCUCUACUCGCACAUACAGCCCUGUCAUUCCCCAACUCAGUUUAUCGACUUAUCUUCUACGAUCCUGACUCUGACUCGAGCAAGUACACCACAAGCGACGAAUCAUCGAGUGAUGAUGAUAUGAACAUUUACGUGGACGACUCGGACAGCGAGGACUUCAAAAACACAGCCCCUCCUCAUGCUACAUCCACACCACCCCUUGAUUCAUCUCUGGUCAUUCACCACAACAUCUUGUGA
Messenger RNA from Cyclocybe aegerita, 969 nucleotides. NCBI's taxonomy places the organism in Eukaryota, Fungi, Basidiomycota, Agaricomycetes, Agaricales, Hemipholiotaceae. The record is from the annotation of a GenBank genome assembly.